AUGGACAGAUUCCUACAGAAGACAGCCCCAGGGGUCCUUUUGGGAAAAACAGCCAAGCAAAAGCCCACCAGAGAAGAGGCAGGAGAAGAUGGAGGAAUGGCAGAGAAGAGGCCCAGGAGAGAGACCCCCGGGGACACCAGCCACCAGGCAGGCCUGAGCUGGAGGCAGAUUCGUGGGGAAGGUCUGAACUGUGAUUACACCAUCCUGUUUGGCAAAGCAGAGGCGGACAAGAUUUUCCGCGAGUUGGAGCAAGAUGUGGAGUAUUUUACUGGUGCGCUGGCAAGGGUGCAGGUGUUUGGGAAAUGGCAUGAUGUGCCGAGGAAGCAGGCGACCUAUGGUGACGCUGGGCUGACCUACACGUUUUCAGGCCUUACGCUGUCUCCAAAGCCCUGGCUUCCAGUUCUGGAACGCAUCCGGGAUCGAGUCUCUGACGUGACAGGACAGACCUUCAACUUCGUGCUCGUCAACAGGUAUAAAGACGGCUGUGAUCACAUUGGAGAGCACCGAGACGAUGAGAGGGAACUGGCCUCCAGGAGCCCCAUUGCCUCCGUGUCCUUUGGUGCCUGCCGGGAUUUCUUCUUCCGGCACAAGGCCUCCCGAGGGAAGCCUGGCGGCCGGCCGGGGGACACAGUCAGGCUGCAGCUGGCCCACGGGAGCUUGCUCAUGAUGAACCACCCGACCAACACUCACUGGUACCACAGUCUCCCCGUCCGCAAGAAGGUUCUGGCUCCACGGGUCAACUUGACAUUUCGUAAAAUUCUGCCUAAGAAAUGAGAGAUGUUUGUAACAGUUAGCACGACUGUCUCUUCCUUCUCUGUCUAUUCUGAGUGAGCCUGAAGCAGAGGUAGCUUGGUGACUUUUUUUUUUUUUUUUUAGCCAGUCCUGGAGCUUGAACUCAGAGCCUGGGUGCUGUCCCUAA
Molecule: messenger RNA, 919 nt
Organism: Dipodomys ordii (Ord's kangaroo rat)
Lineage: Eukaryota; Metazoa; Chordata; Mammalia; Rodentia; Heteromyidae
Gene: Alkbh2
Product: alkB, alkylation repair homolog 2 (E. coli)
Exons: 3
Coding region: 1-774 (257 amino acids)
Biological process (GO): DNA repair
Source: RefSeq, a predicted model, not a curated record